Cyprinodon tularosa is the source of this 793-nucleotide messenger RNA. RefSeq names its product programmed cell death 1 ligand 1-like. The coding region runs from base 111 to 731 and encodes 206 amino acids. The transcript has 5 exons. Lineage: Eukaryota; Metazoa; Chordata; Actinopteri; Cyprinodontiformes; Cyprinodontidae. The record is from RefSeq and is a predicted model, not a curated record.
GGUAAACAACAGGUACAGUAUGCUUCAGGGAGACUGCGUCACUUUAUUUUCAGUUUAAACAUUUCACUUUAUUCCUGCUUCCAGCGUGUGGAGCAGGAAGUCUACCUGUGAUGGCUGGUCUUACCUGGCGCCUCGGAGCUCUGCUCUGCUCUGCUGGAUUCACCAUGAUUGUUUCUGCUGAUCAGAUUAAGAUACCAGCAGAAACUGGACAGCCUGUUACUCUGCCAUGUAAACUUGCCAGCAGCAGCCAGGUUAUAGUUGUACAGUGGAGCAGAACCGAUCUGGGAUCAGAUUAUGUUCUUCUGUACCGAGACGGGCGGAUCGAUCCCUUUAAUCAGCAUCAAUCCUUCAAGAACCGAGUGGACCUGCAGAACAGAAACAUGAAGGAUGGAGACGUGUCUUUGGUUCUGAAGGAUGUCAGGACUGAGGAUGGAGGAACGUAUGAGUGUAGAGUUGUUCAGACUGGAACAGGCCGCAAAAAGAUUCUGAUCAGCACCAUCAGUCUGGAGGUAGCUGCUCCCCCUCCUGGUCACCAUGAGAAACUUAUAGGAGACCGACCAGACCAGGAGGAGGAUGACAAACACAGUGAGACUGCAGAAAAGGACGGAGGAACCCAGGAGACCCCAGCUCCUACACCACCAGCUGGAAUCAAAGCUGAAGUGAAGAAAGAUGGAGAAAAUGAUGAUCUGGAGGAACAGAAAGCCCCAUAUGCUGAACCAUUAAAGGGUUAGUCUUUGGUUUUCUUUUGUCAUCUGAUGUUUUUGUUUAUUUUUACAACCCAAAAAUCGUUCCG